This is a messenger RNA of Magallana angulata, 726 nucleotides long. Its product is annotated as transcription initiation factor IIA subunit 2-like. Gene Ontology annotation, biological process: transcription initiation at RNA polymerase II promoter; RNA polymerase II preinitiation complex assembly. The transcript has 4 exons. Bases 69 to 392 code for a protein of 107 amino acids. Gene Ontology annotation, molecular function: RNA polymerase II general transcription initiation factor activity; TBP-class protein binding. The record is from RefSeq and is a predicted model, not a curated record. NCBI's taxonomy places the organism in Eukaryota, Metazoa, Mollusca, Bivalvia, Ostreida, Ostreidae. Gene Ontology annotation, cellular component: transcription factor TFIIA complex.
AAGUUCCGAAACUACACAAGUAACUGCACAAAAUCAAAGAAAGCAAGCGCAUUUGAUAUCGAGUUAAUAUGAGUUACCAAUUAUAUCGAAACACAACCCUUGGGCACACGUUACAAGAGAGUCUAGACGAACUAAUACAGGGUGGACAAAUCACCCCCCAGCUGGCUCUCAAAGUUUUACUGCAGUUUGACAAAGCUAUCAACACAGCCCUGGCAAACAGGGUCAAGAACAGGAUACAGCUCAAGGGCAAACUGAAUACCUACCGAUUUUGCGACAAUGUCUGGACAUUUGUGUUGAACAACGUGGAUUUCCGCGACGUUCAAGAACUGGCAAAGUGUGACAAGGUGAAGAUUGUGGCAUGUGAUGGCAAAAGUGCCUCAGGACAUGAGUGAAUCCCCUCUGCUGAGUGUAUGAAUGUACUAUCAUAUUGUUAUUUCACUUUACUGUAAUUUAUAUCUCAUGAACUUGUGUUCAAAUGUUGUGUGGUCAAAAUGAGGCCAAGGUCAUAUGUAAAUAAGGUCAGUGAAGAGUGAAAGAGGAUGUUUGUUUGUUCUGUGUAUAGUGUUUUAUUGAUGUGACACAAAGUGUCGACAUUUUCCUUUUUUUUUCACAUAAUGUUGUGAGUAUUUUGUACAAUUUGUUUCUUUUUAUUAAAGAAGGAAUUAUGAAUAUAUUAAAAAAUGAAUACCUUAUGAAAAUAAUGAAAUAAAUAAGUGAAAGCAAAUA